Lagenorhynchus albirostris (white-beaked dolphin) is the source of this 4429-nucleotide messenger RNA. It is a transcript of the gene SLC13A3, whose product is annotated as solute carrier family 13 member 3. Gene Ontology annotation, cellular component: membrane. Lineage: Eukaryota; Metazoa; Chordata; Mammalia; Artiodactyla; Delphinidae. Gene Ontology annotation, molecular function: sodium:dicarboxylate symporter activity; citrate transmembrane transporter activity; succinate transmembrane transporter activity. The record is from RefSeq and is a predicted model, not a curated record. The coding region runs from base 1674 to 3131 and encodes 485 amino acids. The transcript is spliced from 12 exons. Gene Ontology annotation, biological process: monoatomic anion transmembrane transport; citrate transport.
GCCCAGUACUUCCUGGACACCAACUUCCUCUUCCUCAGCGGUCUGAUCAUGGCCAGCGCCAUCGAGGAGUGGAACCUGCACCGGAGAAUUGCCCUCAAGGUCCUGAUGCUCACUGGGGUCCAGCCGGCCAGGUAAGGCCAGGUAAUGGGUCCAGCCCAGAGGUGGCGAGGCAGAGGGACCACAUCUCUUGGAGCCUAAACCCACUCUUCCUGCUCUGGUCAUCCAGGGCAACAAACUCAUCAUGUCCCACCAUCCACUUGUUUAUUCAUUUCUCAAAUAUUUAGUGAGCCACUCUGUGUGCCAGACACAGGGCUAGGCCCUUGGGCAGUUCUCAAAAGUAUGUAGGAAUCACAUGGGAAUCAGUUGAAAUGCUGAUUCCCAGACCUCACCCCCAGGGAUUCCUGUCCAGUAGUUCUAGAGGGGGCCAUAUUAGCAGUUUGACUCAGACUACUUGGGGCUGAAUCCCACCUUUCCUGCUCUGGGAGGUGACUUAGGCUCUCUUUGCCUGUAAAAUGAUGAUGCAGUAGCUUGGACCUGCACAGUAAAUGCUGGCUGUUAUCAUCCUGGUUUUCUAUGUACCAGCCAAGGUGACAUGGUGGGUGUGGAGUGGAUGGAAAGAUGGCCUUGGAGAGGCAGGGAGGUAGGGUCCAUUCCUAAGGGCCUUGGGCCCCCUAGCUAGGAUUCCAACUUUUAUUUUAAGAUGAUUGAAUGGCCUUUAAAAUAAGGUCAUUGUUGUUCUUUUAAUCUUUUUUUUUUGCAAUUUGUUGAAUCUUAAGGAUUCCUUCCCAGUAAUGUUUUUAAAUUCAUAAAGCAUAACACAUAGGAUUUAAAACAACAACCACAACAAUUACAGCAAAAUGCACUUAUCCAAACAAUUUUUUAAAACCACACAAAUUUGUGAUAGAAUACUGUAUGUACUUCUUUAUUAACACAAUAAAUGAUGAGAUCUAGCAACAGCCUCAUAACUGUAGUUUUGAGGCAGUUCUGAGUGUCAAUGAUAUUCCAAGAUGUCUCAACUAUUAUAAUGUGAUACGGAAGUGUCUGUGAUCUUUACUGGUAACCAACAACCCUUCUAACAGAGGAAAAAUUUUUUUAAUUAAUUAAUUAAUUUAUUUUUGGCUGCAUUGGGUCUUCGUUGCUGCACGCGGGCUUUCUCUAGUUGUGGCGAGCGGGGGCUACUCUUCAUUGUGGUGUGCGGGCUUCUCACUGUGGUGGCUUCUCUUGUUGUGGAGCACAGGCUCUAGGCGCGUGGGCUUCAGUAGUUGUGGCAUGCGGGCUCAGUAGUUGUGGCUCAUGGGCUAUAGAGUACAGGCUCAGUAGUUGUGGCUCACGGGCUUAGUUGCUCCUCAACAUGUGGGAUCUUCCUGGACCAGGGCUCGAACCCGUGUCCCCUGCAUUGGCAGGUGGAUUCUUAACCACUGCACCACCAGGGAAGUCCUCCCCUUCUAAUAAUACUGAACUUUUUUGCCUAUGUUUAUCACUGAAGGAAAUAUUUAAUUUCUAUUAGAUGUUAGUAAAAUAGAGGUAUAUUUUCCCCUAGCAUGUCCAUUCUGAAUUAUAUCUAUGGCCUCCUUGGUUAUCAAUCUCUGCUUUAAAGAAUUCCAAGCUGGGGAGUGACAUGACCAGAUUUGCAUUUUUUUAAAAAUUCCUCUUGGCUGCCAUGAGGGGAUCAGAUGAAGGUGAGAAGCCAGAUGCAGCCCAGGCUCAUCCUAGGGAUGAUGGUGACUACGUCCUUUCUGUCCAUGUGGCUGAGCAACACGGCCUCCACUGCCAUGAUGCUGCCCAUCGCCAGCGCCAUCCUGAAGAGUCUCUUUGGCCAGGAGGUUCGUAAAGACCUCAGCUGGGAGAGUGAGGAGAAAGCAGCUGCUGUGCGGAAAAACGGCCUGCAUACUGUGCCCACGGAGAUGCAAUUUAUUGCUGGCACAGAAGACAAAGACUGUCCUGAGGAGGCGGAGGCUCCAACGGAUCUCCAGGCUAACUCUAAGAAGGAGGAGGAAUAUCGCAGGAACAUCUGGAAGGGCUUCCUCAUCUCCAUCCCCUACUCGGCCAGCAUCGGGGGCACCGCCACCCUCACGGGCACGGCCCCCAACCUCAUCCUGCUUGGCCAGCUCAAGAGUUUCUUCCCACAGUGCGACGUGGUGAAUUUCGGCUCCUGGUUCGUCUUCGCCUUCCCUCUUAUGCUGAUGUUCCUGUUGGUGGGCUGGCUCUGGAUCUCCUUCCUGUAUGGAGGGAUAACCCUGAGGGGCUGGAGGAAGAAGAAAUCUGAGAUCAGAAGUGAUGCAGAAAGUAGGGCUCGAGCCAUGAUUCAGGAGGAAUUCCAGAACCUGGGGCCCAUCAAGUUUGCCGAACAGGCCGUGUUCAUCCUUUUCUGCAUAUUCGCCAUCCUCCUCUUCUCCCGGGACCCGAAGUUCAUCCCUGGCUGGGCCAGCCUCUUCACCCCUGGGUUUAUUUCUGAUGCUGUCACUGGCGUGUCCAUUGUCACCGUCUUGUUCUUCUUCCCGUCCCAAAAGCCAUCUCUCAAGUGGUGGUUUGACUUUAAAGCUCCCAACACAGAGACAGAGCCCUUGUUGACAUGGAAGAAGGCUCAGGACACGGUGCCCUGGAACAUCAUCCUUCUCCUGGGAGGGGGCUUCGCCAUGGCCAAAGGCUGUGAGGAGUCGGGGCUAUCCGCGUGGAUUGGUGGGCAGCUGCACCCCCUGGAGAAGGUGCCACCGGCGCUGGCCGUGCUGCUCAUCACUGUGGUUGUCGCCUUCUUCACGGAGUUUGCCAGCAACACGGCCACUAUCAUCAUCUUCCUGCCUGUCCUGGCGGAGCUGGCCAUCCGUCUGAGGGUGCACCCCCUGUAUCUGAUGAUCCCCGGCACAGUCGGCUGCUCCUAUGCCUUCAUGCUUCCAGUCUCGACACCCCCCAACUCAAUCGCCUUCGCCUCUGGACACUUGCUGGUCAAAGACAUGGCGCGGACGGGACUCCUGAUGAACGUGAUGGGCGUCCUGCUGCUCAGCCUGGCCAUGAAUACUUGGGCACAGACCAUCUUCCAGCUGGGCACCUUCCCGGACUGGGCCAACAUCCACCUAAGCAAUGUCACAGCACUGCCAUCCACCUUGGCCAAUGACACAUUUCAGACCCUCUGAGUCCCCCUCAGGUACUCUCUUCGGGCUGGGCUCUCAUCUGCUGCCAGGACCCUACAGGAUGAUCAAGCAAUUCUUCUCUGUGAUCCAGUACGCAGCAAGCGAGGGUGCGUUCCAGUGGUCCACUUGGGUCCACAGUCUCGUCUUCUAGGAUACCUUCUCCUCUGUCAUGCAGUUCAGGGUGCAGCUACCUCCCAGAUCUGCUGCCUGAGCAACAAGCUCCUUUAUCUCUGAGCUGUUCUGUGGUUAGGAUGCAAGAAAGCCCAAUUUCAGCAACAAGAAGCAAAUCUGGAAUGGCGUUUGUCUUGAAUAGGUAGGGUGGGAAGCACAGCUAGCAUCCCUCACUGACUACACGAGUUACCAUCUGGAGAGACCAUCUUGCCUUUAGAGAUCACCUUCCUUCAAGAGACUCUGGGGCUGCUGUGUCCCAGUCCAGCUGUUCCAGCUGUUCACAGCUGGUGUGCGCUCUGCUUGGUGGGGGCCAAUUCUCUGCCAGUUAUUCAAAUAUCACCCCUGCUGAUACCCAGCAGCCAGGGGUAUUUUCAAUCCCUGGAGACAGGGGGAGGGACAGAUGACAUCCUGAGGACAUGGAGAUCGUGCAAAGCCUCCUUGCUGCUUCUCCGGGCUCCCGAGCGCACAAGAGGAGUUCUAGACCUUUCUACCCAAGCUUAUUAGGAUUUUCCUGUUCAGUCUGAUUCAGUGUGGCCACAGUUCCAGGGUCGGGCCAAGUCUGGGCCAUGGCCUCUCACAGGUGACCCAUGGCCCCUCCAGCCAGGCCCCUUCCGCACGUGGCCCACAGGGGCCUUCGUGACUGCAGGCUGCUUCUUCUUCCAGGAGCUGGUCUUUACCUCCCUGCCCCGACCCGAAGCGGUAAGCAUGUUUGAUUAGCAAAGGCCACAUUUUCAGGGGUGAGAGAAAAGUCAAAAGAUAAAUUGGGGCCUUGUAAGAGGUCAAAUGUCUCAGGCAGGGAAACACCAUAAUCCUCUUCUACAGACGAGGACAACUUAAGACUUCCCCUGAGCCAGUGGCUGGUGGGGCCUGUCCUAGAGGAUCUGAUCCCUCCUUGCUUCAAGUAGGAACAUCUCGAAAAGGCACCGGCUGAGGGGCCCAGAAAGCUCACCUCCCCGACUUCCUAUGCCUCUGAGGGAUGAGGUUCCCCAAGCAGCUCGGGCUGGGAAGCAGCACCCAGGGACUGAACUUGUUCUUGAAACAGCACAAGUGAGUCAUGGAUGUUCCCCUGGGAGCAGUGGGGAGGAGGGAGAAUGGGCUCCCUGUCCUUCCCGUGGGGUUACUUCAACAUU